Messenger RNA from Colius striatus (speckled mousebird), 2503 nucleotides. RefSeq names its product spermatogenesis associated serine rich 2 (gene SPATS2). The coding region runs from base 378 to 1907 and encodes 509 amino acids. The record is from RefSeq and is a predicted model, not a curated record. The transcript is spliced from 13 exons. Gene Ontology annotation, molecular function: protein binding. Gene Ontology annotation, cellular component: cytoplasm. NCBI's taxonomy places the organism in Eukaryota, Metazoa, Chordata, Aves, Coliiformes, Coliidae.
CCGCGGCCCCCGCCCCCUCCCCGGUACAUCGCGGCGGCCUGAGGUGAGGGGGGGGUCGGGGGGGGGCGAGCGGGUCCCGCCGCGGCCGAUCCUGGAAAGACCAAUAACCACUGCUGCAGUCGGGCUUUGUGACAAGAAGUUGCUUUUCAGAGGAAGGAGCUGGAGUGCUCCGCUGGCCUGUCAGCAGAUUCCUGACAACUCCAGACCCCGUUUGCCCUCUCAGCUGGGAUUUUACCUUCCUGAACCAGGUAUCCUGCCUGUUCCCGCAUUGAUACGGGCCAGGGUGUGAAUCCCAGCUGCUAACUGCCGUGCUCAAGGACCAGGACUCUGUUUUUUCCCCCUCUUGUGUUGCUACACGUCAGAGCAAACGCACUGAGAUGUCUAGAAAGCAAAACACAAAAGAUCCGUCUGGGUUUAUUUUUGAUGUGCAGUCCAAUACUGUGAUGGCCCAAGGAGGAACCUUUGAAAACAUGAAGGAGAAGAUCAGCGCUGUGCGAGCCAUAGUCCCCAACAGGAGCAACAACGAGAUUGUCCUUGUGCUGCAGCAUUUUGACAACUGCGUGGACAAAACAGUGCAGGCCUUUAUGGAAGGCAAUGCCAGUGAAGUGCUGAAAGAAUGGACCAUAACAGGCAAAAAAAAGAACAAGAAGAAGAAAACCAAACCGAAACCGCAAGCGGAGUCGAGCCCUGGCCUCCCAGACCCUGGGAAAUUGGUGUCCACUGAAGAGGAGCAGUCGGCACACUCGGAGAAGGGGGGAAUUAACGGUUUCCAUGUCAACGGCUGUGCCCACGACACGGAGUCUGUGGACUCGCUCAGCGAAGGUUUGGACGCACUUUCAAUUGAUGCCAGAGAGCUGGAGGAUUGCGAGGCCGCGGCGCCAGACAUGCCUGAUAGAACAGCAGUGCCUGAACUAGCGAAUGGAAUAGCAGACUUUGACACAAAAUCGCUCAUCAUGCAUCCUUCCCAGAGCCCUUCAUCUCUCAGACAGCGGCCUGAGCACAGGAGCACUAGCAGGUCUCUGUCCAGAUCAGCAGCCAGCAAUUCAACUGCUGCCUCCCUGUCUGUGGCGCGGCUGGAAGAUGUUCCUGUCUCACCUGCAAACAAGAAGCUGGGUUCUAAUAUUGAAAAGUCAGUGAAGGAUCUGCAGCGCUGCACCGUGUCGCUGGCUCGGUACCGGGUUGUGGUGAAGGAGGAAAUGGACGCUUCCAUUAAGAAGAUGAAGCAGGUCUUUGCUGAGCUGCAGAGUUGCCUUAUGGAUCGUGAGGUGGCAUUGCUGGCCGAAAUGGACAAAGUGAAAGCAGAAGCGAUGGAAAUUCUGGUCAGCCGCCAGAAGAAGGCAGAAGCCCUGAAGAAGAUGACUGAUGUGGCAGUGCGGAUGUCAGAGGAGCAGCUGGUCGAGCUCAGAGCUGACAUAAAGCACUUCGUGAGCGAGCGGAAGUACGAUGAGGACCUGGGCCGGGUGGCACGGUUCACCUGCGACCUUGAGGCUCUGAAGAAGAGCAUUGCUGUGUUUGGCCAAGUUUCCCAUCCAAAGAACAGCUACUCCACGCGCUCACGGUGUGGCUCAGCCACGGCCGCAGCUCUGAGCCACCCCAGCGAGCCCCCGGCCCCCGCCUGUGCCACUGCCACCAGCCCCCCCUCAGCCAGCAGGAAGCCCCCCGAGGCAGCUACGGGAAGCACCAGUGGCCGCCCCCCGCAGCCCCGAGAGGGGAGCAGGAGAGCAGGAGGGGGGCCCCGGGGCCAGGGCCAGCGCCACAUAGGCCCUUCCCCCUGCCACAGUACCGGCAACCGGCACCGGACCGGGACAGGCCCAGGACAGCCCCAGCCCCCAGGAACUGCGGCACAGCCCGGCCCCGAGACCCCGGGGCUGCCGCAGCGCAAGCCCCGGGCCAGGGCCAGCUCCUGAGGGCCGGGGGCCAACUCCUGGGGGCCCGGAGCCAGCUCCUGGGGGCUUGGGGCCAGCUCCUGCUCCUCCCAGGGUCCCAACGAAGGAAAGUUUACACUUCCCCUUUUCUGUGCCAUUGUCUUUUUCCCCCUCCCCCUUCUCUUUGCCACCUUUGCCCCCCCAGCACUCCCCUCUCCCUCGCUGCAGCCCCCCAGCCCCAUAGCUGCCGGGAGCGGCCGUGGCCUCCCGGCCCUCGCGCUGGCAGCGAGGCCCAGGGGGUGGGGGGACAUGUGGAUCCCCCCUCUUCUCUGCUCUUCUCUGGGUUUCAUUUUAUUUUGUGUUUAUUCACCCUCCUUCCUCCCUAAAUUAAACCACAGCAAUAGCAAUUAGCAGCAGCCUGCUGCCCCUUCAUUAAUGCUGGCGGCCAAGGGUCAGAGGGAAGGGCAUUGCUGGGAGCUUCGGAACCCAGAGGGGUCCCUGCCUUUGCCCCCCUCUUUCCCCUUCUUCCAUGGGGUUUUUCUCUCCCCUUUAACUGAAUUUCCCCCACAUUGGGUGAAGGAAUUAAAUAAAUGAAACCCAGUUGCAAGCACCAGCCCUGUGCCUGGGUCCUGCCUGAA